Molecule: messenger RNA, 3088 nt
Organism: Rhagoletis pomonella (apple maggot)
Lineage: Eukaryota; Metazoa; Arthropoda; Insecta; Diptera; Tephritidae
Product: tubulin-specific chaperone D-like
Biological process (GO): tubulin complex assembly; microtubule cytoskeleton organization; bicellular tight junction assembly
Cellular component (GO): lateral plasma membrane
Molecular function (GO): beta-tubulin binding; GTPase activator activity
Source: RefSeq, a predicted model, not a curated record
AUUUGGAAUGCGAAGUUGUCAACAAAACGAAAAAAACAGCAACAAUAUAAGCAAAGCAACAACAAAUCAAGUAAUUUAUUUCAGGAAGAUCGAAAAAGUACUGGCAUCGCACUCAGCAACCGGCUGUUGAAAAAAAUAGAAAAAUCUAAAAAUUUUCAGUAAAAUAGUUAAAUAAAAAACUGUCUAAAUAUGCUACAAUGCGAGGAACUGAAGGACGAAGAAGGUCCCUCGAAUACGCUGGAACAGUUCACGGAAUUGGAGCAAAUACUGGGUAUGAUCGAUACAAUGAAGGCCUGCGAUGCGCCAGGCUUCGAAAGGGAUUACCAGCAGUAUACGGAAUUAUUGUCAAGAUACCAGGAGCAGCCACAUUUGCUGGAUCCUCAAUUGGAUGUGUUAUUGCAGCGACUGUUGGCAAUAGUACGCAAUAAGGCUUUGCCGGAAGGUUUAAUUCAUUCCGCAUUCAAGUAUAUGUACAUUAUUAGUAAAGUGCGCACUUAUAAAGUGCUGGUGAAAUUUUUACCGCAUGAAUUGAGUGAUCUGGAAUUCGCCUUGGAAAUGCUCGAGCGACAAAAUCCUAAGGAAUGCAAUCAUUGGGAAACGCGCUAUAUGUUAUUGCUAUGGAUGUCAAUAUUGGUAUUGAAUCCAUUCCACAUGUCGCGUUUGGAUGCAUACACCAUAACCAGCAAUGAGUCAGCCCCAGCUAAUAACUGUGUUGACUCUGCAAAAUUGAUGAAUCCAACGCAGAACAAAUCCAAAAUGGAACGCAUUUUUGACCUCUGUAGAUUGUACACAUCCACGAGUGAUACAUGUAGUGAUAUUGCUGCAUAUUUGGCAGCGAAAUAUUUGGUGCGAGCCGACAUUAAAGAGGUCUACUUAGAGCGUUAUUUGGAUUGGGUGAUAAGCCAGCAUCAGUUAGAAACUUCUGAUGCUAAAUUCGGCGAAUUAGCUGCAAUAUCAGCAAUUUUAAAACACGGAAAACGUGAAGAUUUGAUACCUUAUGUGGACAAGCUGCUGAAGUGGGUAGUUGGCCUACAGUAUAAGGAUAGCAAUGACUUUCUCAAAUAUAAGAGCUACAUAAAGAUUGUGCAACGCAUUGGGUUGGUAUAUUUAAAACCAAGAUUGGCAGGUUGGCGGUAUAAGCGGGGAACACGUUCGCUGGCAAUGAACUUGAAUAAAACUAAUAGCGCAGCUACGGAUGAAAGAGCAAGCGGAAAUGAUCAAGAUCCUGAGGGUGAAGGCGGCGAUGGAGAAGAAAUAGUUGUGCCUGAUGCCAUCGAGGAAGUUAUUGAAGAAUUACUGCAAGCAUUGCGUAGCGGGGGCAGUGAUAUACGCUGGAGCGCUGCUAAAGGCGUAGGACGCGUCACCAAUCGUCUAUCCAAAGAGCUUGCAGAUGAAGUAAUUGGCUCGGUCAUAGACAUACUGAACCCAUUAGAACCACAUGAGGCUUGGCAUGGUGCUUGUUUAGCGUUGGCUGAGUUGGCAAAACGAGGACUACUUUUACCACACCGUUUGCGCACGUUGGUGCCCCUGUUGAUGCAAGCCCUAUUCUAUGACGAAAUGAAGGGCUAUAUGUCAGUUGGACAGCAUAUUCGUGAUUCCGCUUGUUAUAUGUGCUGGGCAUUUGCACGCGCAUACAAUCCGGCGGAUUUUCAACCAUUUGUCGAACAAAUAUCUUCGGGACUGCUGACAGUGGCUGUUUUUGAUCGUGAAAUAAAUUGUCGACGUGCCGCAGCUGCUGCCUUCCAAGAAAGCGUCGGUCGACUUGGAAAUUUUCCACAUGGAAUAGAAAUUUGCACAGCUACCGAUUUCUUUUCAGUAGGUAUGCGACAAAAUUCUUACUUGAAAGUCUCGGAUUUCAUCGCACAAUUUGAGGAGUACCAAAAACCCUUAAUCGAUCAUUUGGUUGAGAAAAAAGUAAAUCACUGGGACACUACAAUACGAGAAUUGGCAGCGAAGGCUUUGUAUAAUCUGACAUUUCGUGCGCCUGAAUACAUGUCUGCUGUAGUGCUAGGCCAACUUUUUGGAAAGACAGAAUCUAUUGACAUCAAUAUGCGACAUGGGACUGUUAUGGCCAUUGGUGAAAUAACGUUGGCGUUGAGCGAGAUUGAGCAAAAAGAAGAGGGGAUCGCAAGCAAAAAAUUGCUCACGAAUCAAUUGUUGUCCGAGCUCAAUGAAUUGUUGCCAACCUAUGUGCUGCGUGACUCGUUCCGCGGAAUGAGUGGUGAAAUAAUGAAGCACUGUUGCACAGAUUUCAUUAAGAAUUGCAGUAUGGCACGCAUAGAAACAUCAAAAAUGUGCCUGGAAUGCUGGCAGUAUAUUGUGGACAAAUGUUUGCUAAAUAAAGCUUUGGCAAUACGCGAGGGCGCAACUGAUGCCUUUGCGGAGCUUUGUAGAUCCUACUAUAAAGGCGAUGAGCAUGCUGCUACUAAUGCUGAAAUUAUUCAUGGCUAUCUAAAAGGUGCCAACAAUCACUUAGAAGAAUACAUACGAAUGGGUUAUAUAAGCGCUUUGGGCGCAUUGCCUGACUUUAUGAUAGCUCCACAUUUAGACGAUAUACUUGAGAGUCUGAUAAAACAUUCGCUCACACCAACACAAGCGGUUAUUACAACUGGUGAGAUGUUGAAUCAACAUGAGAAUCUUGUAACGGGUACGUGGAGUGAGUCAAGGCGUGAUAGUGUCAAGGCUCUCAGCCAUGUCGUCCACACAUUGGGCUUCGAUAAAAAUACUGAAGUCUCCUUUGGCAAUCCAAAGUACUUUAACAAAGUUGUGGAUUGCUUUCUGCAGUCCUUGGAUGAAUAUACAUUAGAUAACCGUGGUGACAUUGGCGCUUGGGUGCGCGAGGCGGCAAUGAAUGCGCUCUUCCAAUUAAUCACGACUUGCCCAAAGGAAUUACUACAGCCCGAGCAGGUUCACAAAAUUAUACUUGGCUUCAUGCAACAGGCUGUUGAGAAAAUAGAUCGCACACGUGGCCUGGCCGGGCGUUUGUUUUGCCAGAUAAUAACCACCACGCCACAUAUACCACAUAUUCGCCAUCAUGCGCGUUUACUAGAGGUAUUCCCUGCGGAUUUCAAUAGUGUAUUGUGGCUAU